Pseudophryne corroboree (corroboree frog) is the source of this 3935-nucleotide messenger RNA. RefSeq names its product Rho GTPase activating protein 45 (gene ARHGAP45). The record is from RefSeq and is a predicted model, not a curated record. Gene Ontology annotation, molecular function: GTPase activator activity. Lineage: Eukaryota; Metazoa; Chordata; Amphibia; Anura; Myobatrachidae. Gene Ontology annotation, cellular component: membrane. Gene Ontology annotation, biological process: activation of GTPase activity; signal transduction.
UGCUGUGGUCCCAGCACUGACAGAGUUAACAACCUUUACCUCUUCCUGUCUGUCAGUUUUGGGACAGCAAUCACCCAAUCAGGAAACUCCUUGACGUCACGUGGCAUAUGACAGCAGUAGUGUUGGGCACACAACGCCACCUUUCUGAGCACCCCUAGAAUCUGCCCCCCCAGGUGGGGUUGCAGGGAUGAGCGAAGCGGUAAUUCUGGUAAGGUGUAUAUAAGAGGUGGUGCCAUCGGGGACAUAAGGGACAGGAAAGACCCACAACUCAGGAUGUUUUCAAGAAAGAAGCGGGAGCUGAUGAAAACUCCGUCCUUAUCAAAGAAAAGCAGAGCAGGAAGCCCAGCACCACAAAGCGAUGUCCCUCGAAAGGAUGCUAGCGAGCCCGAAGUAUUCUCGAGUGCAUUACUGACCAGUAACCCUGUGUCCUCUGGAACCCUGAAGAGACCGACAAGUCUAAGUCGUCAUGCCAGUGCUGCAGGGAUCCCUCUUUCUUCACCUAGAAGCAAAGCCAGCAAACCAACAGGAGCUCCAAGCCCUCCUGAAAGUGGAGAAGGACCCUUCAUCGAGGUGGAGGACAUCUCACAGCUUCUUGGAGAUGUAGCAAGAUUUGCAGAACGUUUAGAAAAACUUCGGGAUGUAGUACUGACCGAGGAGGUGAAGGAAACCCGACGCCCACUGGCCCAUGAGUGUCUUGGGGAAGCACUGAGAAUCCUCCGCCAGGUGAUCAACAAAUAUCCCCUUCUCAACACUGUAGAGACUUUAACUGCAGCUGGGACUCUUAUCUCCAAAGUCAAAGGUUUCCACUAUGAAGCAAGUAUUGAGAAUGAGAAGCGAGAUUUCGAGAAGGCUCUGGAGAGCAUGGCCGUGUGCUUCAGCAGCACAAUCUCUGAAUUCCUUAUGGGGGAAGUGGACAGUAGCACAUUGUUAUCUUUACCACCUGGGGACCAGAGCCAGUCCAUGGAGAGCUUAUAUGGUGGUCUUUCUGGAGGGGAGAGUACACUGCCCAAUGCAGAGUAUAUGGAUGCAGGUAGCCCUUUGGGUGAGGAUGUGGACAUCAUCCUACAGAGGAGUGAGGGAGGAGUACGAGCUGCAUUUCUCUAUGCAAAAAACCUUGCAAAAUACAUGAAAGAUCUGACAAGUUACAUAGAGAAAAGAACCAUUCUGGAAAUGGAAUAUGCCAAGGGACUCCAGAAACUGGUGAACACAUCCAAAGUCGCCCUGACGCAGGAGCCAUACAUGCCUUUCCAGUCCAUCUAUUCUGUGGCUUUGGAGCAGGACCAAGAACAUGCACAUGGAGUGCUACACACAUCACUGACCCUUCAGCAGCAGACCUUUCUACAGCCAGUAAACAUACGGCGUUUGGAACAUGAGAAACGCAGAAAGGAGGUGAAGGAGCAAUGGCAGAGAGCUCAGCGCAAACUGAUGGAGGCAGAAACCAACCUCAGGAAGGCAAAGCAAAUAUAUAUGCAGCGCAGCGAAGAGCAUGAAAAGGCGCAGUAUGUCGCAGCGCGGGCUGAAGAGGAGCAGAGUCAUGGUGUUACUAAAUCUAUUGACAAGAAAAGGAGGGCUGAAGAAGAAGCCAAGAACAGAGCAGAGGAAUCGAUGGCCACUUACCGGACAUGCAUUGCAGAUGCCAAGACACAGAAACAGGAGUUGGAGGAUAUGAAAGUGAAUGUUCUUCGUCAACUCCAAGAGCUUAUCAAACAGACCGACCAGAUCAUGCGCUCGGCCACCAUCUCCUAUUAUCAGAGCAUGCACAUGGAGACAGCCCCUCUACCAGUUGGGUUCCAGACACUCUGUGAGAGCAGUAAACUCUAUGAUCUGGGGCAGCAAUAUGCAUCAUAUGUUAGACAGCUUGGAGCUGGAGCAGAACCUGAAACUUCCUAUGACUUCCAGGCAUAUACACCACAGAUAACAAUGUCACCAUACAUUCGGAGUAGAAAGUCAAGUUUCAACUCCCAAGAUUUUGCUACUGCAGAAAAUAAGGAAAUCCCUGGAGAGGAGCGUGUUGUAGAGAGAAGAGGAGGCAGAGGUCAUCAAGUACAUAAGUCAUGGCCAAGUGCUAUGUCUGAGGGAGACACAACAGGGAGCAAAGAAACCACAGGUUUCUCAGAAAAACUGAUACAGCCUCUCUCACCCAAUGAAGACGUUGAAAGCAAAAGACUGACAGCACUUGAACAAGGCAUUAAUGGACUCCCUGCAGACUUGGAGGCAACAAGCCCUACUGGUCCAUUCCGCAAUGUUGGGUUAUCUCGAGCUGCUAGGACGCACAGGCUGCGCAAACUACGGACGCCAAGCAAGUGUCGAGAGUGUAACAGUUAUGUGUACUUCCAGGGAGCAGAGUGCGAGGAGUGCUCCCUCGCCUGUCACAGAAAAUGCUUGGAAACUCUGGCGAUACAGUGUGGUCACAAGAAAUUGCAGGGUCGCUUGCUUCUGUUUGGCAGAAACUUCUCUGAGGCAUCGCUGAGGUCUCCAGAUCAUGUGCCCUUCCUCAUCCACAAGUGUGUCUCAGAGAUAGAAGCACGCGCAUUAACUAUGAAGGGUAUAUAUCGUGUGAAUGGGGUAAAGACACGUGUGGAGAAGCUAUGCCAGGCUUUUGAAAAUGGGAAGGAGUUGGUUGAGCUCUCUCAGGCAUCACCACAUGAUCUGAGCAAUGUCCUGAAACUGUACCUUCGACAGCUCCCUGAGCCUCUGAUGCCAUUCCGUCUGUAUAACGGUCUUAUGGGUCUUGCAAAAGAGAGUCUACGUGGGUGUGAACCUGGCAAGGCAUCCAGACUGGAAGACAAAGGAGAAGAGACCGUGACAGAGAUAAAAAUCAUGGUGGAAAAACUGAAAGAAUUGUUGUUAGAUUUGCCACAUGAAAACAAGGUCACGCUGCAGUACUUGAUAAAGCAUUUGUGCCGAGUUUCAGAUCAAGAGCAGAUCAAUAAGAUGAGCCCCAGUAACUUAGGCAUCGUUUUUGGGCCUGCACUGAUGCGACCACGUCCCACAGAAGCAACUGUGUCUCUGUCAUCCCUUGUGGAUUAUCCUCACCAAGCACGCAUUGUGGAGACACUUAUUGUCUUUUUUGACAAAAUUUUCCAGGAAGCACCUUUAGGCCUGGAUAAAAUACUGAAAACUGAUGAUGAUACCUCUCCACACGGAAGUGUUUCAAAGCUGGAAGCCACACCUGAAGAAGAGGUGGCUGAAGAAGUGUCAAACUACCAGGAUGCAGUAUUCAGACAAUCAAUUGGAUCAUCUGUAGAUUCAGACUCUGAAUCAGAUGGUGGAGAUGACAUGCCAAGGUCAUGGGAAACCAUAGCCACAUGUACUCAAUUUGCAAAACAGGCCAGCGAGACCAGCACAGAUGACAUCCCCUAUAUUGGAACAGAUGCACAAUCUGAAUCGGAGGAAGACAGCACUCAAAACCAAGGAAAUUUGGCUGAAAACAAUACGAAUCAGUCUAACAAUGUGCUUUUGACCACUCGAUUCUUGAGGACCCCUUUGCACUGCCACCGUCUACUUCCCACCAUCCGUGUACUUCAGGGAAGAAUUGCAUUGAGCUCUUCAACUGAACGUUUCCCACGCUUUGUUUAAUUGACUAACUUUCUAAGGCUUCUGCAAUCUAAAGUGCCUUGCCAACCAAAUAUUCCUUAAAACUAUUUGAGAGAUAAAUGCGUUGACACAGUACUCUUAAAAGCAGCAGCUUUCAGCUUUGUGUGUAUUUAAAACUAAGAACCCCUUCACCCUCACUAAAGAUGGUACACAGGAAGCAGCAGCUGCUCCGUAACAGCAGCUGUGCAGAGACCAAAAGGGAGUGCGUGUGUAAGUAUGGAGAGAAGUUGAUGUGUGUAUCUGCUUAAAAUAAAAAUCACCAUUUGUUUUCUACAAAAUAAUAAAAAUAAAAAAAAGUCCACAAUGAGUCUCAAAACAUUUAUUUACUUUAAAUCUUU